Molecule: messenger RNA, 423 nt
Organism: Pelobates cultripes (western spadefoot toad)
Lineage: Eukaryota; Metazoa; Chordata; Amphibia; Anura; Pelobatidae
Source: the annotation of a GenBank genome assembly
AUGGAGCUGCCAGCUCCCCCACCCGGAGUGCACCAUGAAAAGCUAGGGCAAACACUGCCUGAAAAAGAGAGAGCUCAAACGGAGAAGAACAAACUAAUGGUAAAGCAAGCAGGAACAAUAUCAGACGAGCACAGGAUUAUGGGUUCCCGAGUGCCCAGCGGACGAGACUCUGACCAACUCGAACCUUUGAGAACCUGCCUAACCAUGAAAAACCUUGAAGGAUCUGGCUUACCUGCAAAUCUCAUAAUGAAUAAAAGGGCAGCGAGCCUGGUCCCCACCAUAGCUCUAGAAAGGCCACGGGAACGCAAUGUAACCAGCCAACUCAAAAAUGUCCCCUGUGAGGCCUCCACAUCACGAACCCCGAUAUCCAUAGAGAAACUGACCCAUUCGCUACAGCAGCGGAUGUAUGACCUCCAAGUUUGA